Xylona heveae TC161 is the source of this 1656-nucleotide messenger RNA. RefSeq lists its product as hypothetical. The transcript has 5 exons. Lineage: Eukaryota; Fungi; Ascomycota; Xylonomycetes; Xylonales; Xylonaceae. The coding region runs from base 270 to 1301 and encodes 343 amino acids. Gene Ontology annotation, molecular function: RNA binding. The record is from RefSeq and is a predicted model, not a curated record. Gene Ontology annotation, cellular component: cytoplasm; nucleus.
CUCGGUUAACUCGGUCUUGGCGGGCUGUGACCUCGACGGUUGUGUGCGAAUCAGACUGGCAAGCGAACCCAUCUGCUCUCCGCAUCCGAAAUUUGCAGUAAAGCAGAAUAGGAUCCCUUUAAACGAAUCAUCAGCCGGGACUGCAGAAUGCGCACUUCAUAGAACAAAAUCGGCCCGCUUGUUCUCCAAUUGCCCCCCGUCUUAAAGAAAACGUUUUUGCCGGGACGACAAUUCCUCCAGAGGAGAUAUCUACGCAACGAGUCAACGCCAUGUCUGGUGUAGCUUCCAAGAACCUCUACGAGCUGCUCGGGAACGACCCCGAGCAGGACUCUGACAGAGAACCUGAGCCCCCCACCCAGGCUAUCGACAAGCCUGUUGCGCGGACGACCAAGCGCAAUGCUCCCGAUGCCGCCCCCAAGGCCGUCGAUGCCUCUCUUGAGCGCCCUACUCGAGGUGGCCGACGUGGCGACGCCGUUACUGGUAGCGAGCGGGCCUUCCGUGACCGCCAGGCUGGCAGCGUGAACAACCGCAGCAAGCCCACCGAUGACGGCCUCCGUUUUGACCGUCACUCUGACCGCCUCGGUGGUGGUCGCGUCCAGCAGCGCGGUGGCCGUGGUGGUCCCCGCGGUGCUCGUGGCUCUCGUGACGACCGUCACAGCCGUACCGCUCACGCCGACACUGAGAAGCAGAUUGGCCGUGGCUGGGGUGCCAGCAAGGGCGAGAACGAGUGGGUCGACGAGAAGGCUGGUGAGGCUAUGGCCAAGGCCGAGGAGAAGGAGGGUGGCUUCGAUGCCAACGUCGAGGCUCCCGUCGAUGCUGAGGGUCACCACCCCGCCGCUGACGACCGUGACGCUGCUGCCCCCGAGCCCGAGGCCGAGGACAAGAGCAAGUCGUACGCCGACUACCUUGCCGAGCAGCUCGAGAAGAAGGCCAGCUUAGGCGGCAUCCCCGAGGCCCGCAAGGUCGGUGAGGCCGGCGACAAGAAGUCUCAGGGCGCCAAGAAGUUCGAACGCGGCAACGAGGAGGAAUACAUGUCUGGUGUUUCCGGCAAGCAGAAGCGCGAGAAGGAGCGCAAGGCCAAGGUCUUUGUCGACAUUGACCACAGCUUCCACGAGGCUCCCCGUGAGCGGCCCGCUGGCCGUGGCGGCCGUGGUGGUCCCCGCGGUGGUGGCGAGCGUGGUGGCCGGGGCCGUGGUGCCCCUCGCGGUGGUGCCCCUCGUGGUGGCGCUCGCGGUGGUCCUCGUGGCGGUGCUGCCGUCAACGUUGCUGACCAGAGCGCCUUCCCCAGCUUGGGCGCUUAAGCGCAUCCAUACGAAGCCCCCAAAAAUUUCGCGCGCGUGCCCGCUCGUCGAAAUCCGUCCAUCAUGCGCCUUUUCCUCUCUUUAAUUUUUUCUUUUCUUUUCUUUUCUUCUGCUCUCCAACCCUUUUUCCAACCUCUCUUUUCCGUCUUGUUAAACCGUCUAUCGCAUCGUCGCUAUUGUUGAGCAACAACCGGGUCUCAUCUGCCGCCAACCGUUUUAUUCUCUCCACAACACCUUUAUUUUCCUGGUCGUCUCGUCGUCGUCGUUAUCGCGCAUACGUGAAUGUGAUACUUAUCUCCUCUACAUCCACCUAACUCGUCGACUUCAAUUCGGUUGUGAUGGGAUCCCGAUCGUU